AGUGUAUUGUGGGACGACGUGGUUGCAUACAAAGAAAAAUCUGUUCCAUUAGGGCCAUCGUGCCAGCCAACAACCCAAACGAGCAGACUAUAAAGCAAAAAUCAAGACCUAGUAGUCGGUCGCGGAGGAGGAAUUUACGAUAAGAAACACACGUCCGAGGCACGGGUCAGACAGGGGUUUGGGUGUUUUUCCGCUUGGGCUGAACGCGGACGACGGAAAAGACAACACACAGGCCACAUCCACAAGUAUGAUACCAUUGUGGCAGGGAGGGAACGCAAAGAUGUGAUUUUGCAGAAAAAAAGUGCAAAGCGUGUGAUUCCGUGUUUGUCAAUCGAUAGUAAUUAUAAAAAAAAAAGUUUGAAGUUGGCCGAAGAUAGCAAGAACUGCGAGGAUUUUUGGACGAUGAGAAUAAUUAUUGAUGGAUUUCAACCUAAGCCCUAACCCAAGAGUGCCCGUUAACCAGGCGCUAGUGAAACAUGUUUUGUAAGAGCUACCUUUCUACCCAUUAGCAAUUAGCCACUGGUCCAACAAAAGGCAUCACUUUGUUCCGCUGACUGAAGUGCGUAGAAGCAUUGUGUCUUGUUGAUCGAGACUUCAAGUGCAGACACAGUAGUGGCGGGAGCUUUUUGUUAGUAUUUUGUUUUUAUUUUUCCAAUUCGGAAACGGAUUUGCCCCGCCUAGAGCUGAACCUGGAGUUUUGUUUAAUUCCGAACUCGGAUAAGAAGUGUGAACGCGGAUUUCUGCUGGGUUAAAUCCCUGCACUAAUUUAAAAAAAAAACUCUUGAAACACGACCACAUCAAAGCGUAAGGAUCAGCAUGGCGACCAGUCCAAGAGCCGGAGGUGGCGCUGCUCAACGUCCGAACGGUGCCACCCAAAACAAAAUCUGCCAGUUCAAGUUGGUCCUGCUGGGUGAGUCGGCUGUCGGAAAAUCGUCACUGGUGUUACGCUUCGUCAAAGGUCAGUUCCAUGAGUACCAGGAAAGUACGAUCGGAGCCGCUUUUCUUACCCAGACGGUAUGCAUAGAUGACACGACGGUAAAAUUCGAGAUCUGGGAUACCGCCGGACAGGAACGGUACCACAGUCUCGCCCCAAUGUACUACAGAGGUGCUCAGGCAGCUAUCGUUGUCUACGAUAUUCAAAACCAGGAUAGCUUUUCACGUGCAAAAACGUGGGUCAAAGAGCUACAACGACAGGCAUCGCCAAACAUUGUGAUUGCGCUGGCCGGAAACAAAGCCGAUCUCGCCAACAGUCGCGUGGUCGACUACGAGGAGGCUAAGCAAUAUGCGGACGAAAACGGACUACUGUUUAUGGAGACGUCGGCCAAAACUGCCGUGAACGUGAACGACAUCUUUCUUGCAAUAGCUAAGAAAUUGCCUAAGAACGAAGGCACGGGACCUCAACAGAAUAUAAGACCUACCCAGAACGAACAGAGCCGACAGAACGGCGGUUGCUGCAAGUGAUGUUCUUCAGCUGCAACCGUCUUGUUAAGUGUAACAAAAAACAACAAGGAAUGUUUCGUUGGAGAAAUUGUCGUUACGAUAAUGAUAGUAGGAAGUAAGACCGAUUCCAACCUAGUUAUGAUGUAAUACCCAAGAACAACAGUAAACGAAAAAAGGAAGCUAACCAAUAGAAAAAAAAAUCAGACUUUAAAGAAAUAGUGAAGGAAAAAUAAAAGCAUCUUUACACAGAUACACACAAACGUAAAAUAUUCCACGCAAAUAAAAAGGAUGAUACACUUGCAGAUCCCAAUUCUACAACAUUUCGAAACACUAUAAGCAUAUGAAAGCAACCGGUAAUGAAGGUUCUACUACAACAGUUACAACCAAAUACACAUUCUCACCUCUGUAAUUAAAAUGCUUUAACAUUGGCAAAUAGAUCAGGAGAAAUUUGUUGACGCAGGAGAUAUCCUAUACGGGGUGCGAUGGUUUGCAAUGAAAGAUUCGAUCAAGCACCUGAAAGUACCGUCGUCGUAUUACCAAGCAUAAGCUUUGCGAGGUAUCUAAAUUUGAAAUGCUAAUAAACAGCAAUGCCUGCGCUGAGUUUUUUUCUUAUGUAAGAAAAUUACAGUGAGUGAACAAUUUUUUUUGAGUUUUUCCGCCAUUAAAUUUGUAUUUGACUUGUUUAUUCCGCAAAAAAAAUCAGUGUCCAAGAUCCUUUCCAUCGCCGCCCGCCCCACAAAUGAAACAGGAUAUUAGUCCUUUCGCCGUUUACUUUUCCCUCUUAACUGGUAAUCUAAUCUUUGUAGGAAUGUAUUUAUUGCUAAUCUAAACGAAACAAAACACACACACUCUAAAUAUAUAUUGAACAUAUAUUUAAUGAAUACAAUAUCCAAAAUUACAACCCAACAUUGUAGAGCGUAAAAAUGAGAAAGCAGGAAAGAAACUCCCUUCUGGGAAGAAGGGCGUUUACGCGCCGCAGUAUCACGCGUUUGCGCGUAAUCUAUAUUAGAAAAUUUUGAAGUGAAGGCCAAGCAAAAGAGCAAAGGGGAAAAAGAUUUGAAAUCGAACACUUUUAGUGUGAUUUAAAUAGAAAACAAACCUUAUAUGCGAACAUAGUAGAUUUAUUGAGAUUGUAUCAAAAGUGGACGUAAAAAAUGUUGCCCCAUCGUUGUCAAUAUUAUCUAAUUCUUUGUUUCUUUUCGAUGAAUCGUUUAUCUAUGUGGCAUCCUAAGAAUGCAACGGAUGGGAUAUGUUAAAAUGUUCGAGGUACAUGUUAUUGGCUCGUCGUGGAGCUCCUGUAUGCGAAAAGCGAUUUUGUUGAAAUUUUACUUCGCGGAACAGCAGUACACGCGGCAUUUAAGAAACCCUUAGCAUUCGAAGCAUUAACCGUGUACCCAUUUGGUCCAAUUGUUUUUUUUAAGGAAAACAUCCAGCACUAAGAGCAAAUGAAUUCGUAUAAAAAUAACAAUCGGUGUGAUGUUUCGAGUAUAACUAAGUUGAAGAGUGAUUUAUUUGCCAAUCAAUAUUUUUCAGUAGGUAACCAGCUCACUGGAAAUUGAAGAAACGGUGAUGUAUGAUCAAAUAUUUAUAGUGUAUAAAGUCAGCAACAAAUCCUUUCACCCAUUUUUAUCGGUAAUCGGUCCGACCUUCUCAAGAUGCAAUUUAUAUAUUUUUUUGUUCAUUUCCAAGUCAUCCAGAACUUUAUGAUAAGGCAAAUCAAACACACAUGUAGCAUACUUUUUCUGCUGUAGUAAUUCUCCAGAUAAAUAAAAAAUACACACUCACACCCUCAGAAACAUGAAAAUAAUAAAAUCGAUUUAAAACCAAUGUUUGAGCUAAUCGACAUUCCUUUUUCUUAAUUCGAAUUGGUGAGAGUUACGGAGUUGGUAGUUUAUAUUGAAAAAGAAAAAAAAACAACAAAAUUCGACGAACAAACUGCAGUUAAAUGGCUGUAAAAUUACACAAAAAAGGAAACACAUAUACCGAAACAGAACCAGGAGGACUUAUGGAACAGAACCCAGAAGGUGAAAACUAAACUGACACAUACAACAACAAGCAAAACAAACAAACAAACACAACACUACACAGAUUUGGUGAUUAUUAUUAUUAUUAUUAUAUGAUUGAUUGAAUGAGGAUGAAACCACUCGAGAUUGAACGAAUGGUCGAAAUAAAAAAAAUAAAUGAAAAUUACAGAAAGGUAAAUGAAAAUUGUAAAACAA
This is a messenger RNA of Uranotaenia lowii, 3659 nucleotides long. RefSeq names its product ras-related protein Rab-5B (gene Rab5). Lineage: Eukaryota; Metazoa; Arthropoda; Insecta; Diptera; Culicidae. Gene Ontology annotation, molecular function: GTPase activity; GTP binding. The record is from RefSeq and is a predicted model, not a curated record. The coding region runs from base 817 to 1461 and encodes 214 amino acids. The transcript has 6 exons.